ACUCGAGUUGCCUUUUUAACGAAGUAUCGGCCAUGGCGGCUUUUAGGCAAACAGAGGAGUCUCUGAUUUUAGCCUUUUUGUGAAUUGCGAGCAACGCACCUCACAUUCCCUUCACCAAAUUGCACCUUCAAUUCUUCCUCAAUUUUCAAGCUUUACCCUUCUUCCAUCACGCUAAUCCAACCCUCUUCUCAUUAUGGCUUCUUCAUGCGGUCUACCUUCAUAUCUUCAUUGUAAGCGGCAUUUACAUUUAAAUCUGUGCUAUUAAGAAAAUUCGAGCUUCACCUGCAUUUUGUUAAGUAGCACCCACCAUAAUUUAGGCUUCUGUUGCAACACGAAGAAGAUGAGAUUGUGAUCCUGAGUGUCAUCGGGAUAUAUGAUAUAUAAUUUGGAGAAUUGGGGCAGAAGAAAAAUACAAAGGUGGAAAACCAUACACAAUGCCUAUGUUCCCUUUGAGCAUGAGCUCAGAAAGGGUGCAGGACAACAAUGAGAGGAGAAACACUAUGGUGUAUCUCAAUGUAUAUGAUCUCACGCCUGUGAACAAUUAUCUUUAUGCCUUUGGUGUUGGAAUCUAUCACUCGGGUAUCGAAGUGCAUGGCAUGGAAUAUGGCUUUGGUGCACAUGAUUACUCAACAAGUGGCGUAUUUGAGGUGGAACCUAGAAGCUGUCCUGGCUUCAUUUUCAGAAGAUCAGUGUUAUUAGGUACCACUGACAUGUCUCGGUCAGAAUUUCGCACUUUCAUUGAGCACUUAUCUUCAAAGUAUCAUGGAGACACUUACCAUCUGAUUGCCAAGAAUUGCAACCAUUUUACGGACGAAGUUUGCCAACAACUAACUGGAAAGCCUAUUCCCGCAUGGGUAAAUCGGCUGGCCCGUGUAGUUUCAGGUUCAUUCUGCAAUUGUCUUCUGCCAGAAAGCCUUCAGGUUGCUGCUGUUAGACAUCUUCCCGAACAUCUAGCAUGUUCCGAUGAUGAGAGAUCAGACUCUGAUUGGCUUUCAGGAUCUAGUGAUGAUGAUAAUGACGACAACGAUGAUGAUGAGCGUUCCAAUCGCCAGCUGCUAAACUCGGCAAAUGGUGAUAUCUCCUUGAUACAGGAAGCACCCAUGACUCUAGCUCGGGAUGCCCUACGAUAACCAUUAUUUGUUUCUUGUCUGAUUAUUGUUAUUCUUUCUUCCAUCUCUUAGCUUGUACCACUUCAGAUGUCCCAAAAGAAGUGUUUUGUAUUAUAAGCACGUUAGUCUGUCUGUUGUAUAUGUUAAUGAUGCCACGUUCCUUCAAAAUGUGAUGUAGAUUCUAUUGAACUACAAACAAUUUAUCAGAUGUUCCAGUUAGGGCCUUGUA
This is a messenger RNA of Arachis duranensis, 1338 nucleotides long. RefSeq names its product deSI-like protein At4g17486. Gene Ontology annotation, molecular function: deubiquitinase activity. Bases 435 to 1130 code for a protein of 231 amino acids. Gene Ontology annotation, biological process: protein deubiquitination. The transcript is spliced from 6 exons. The record is from RefSeq and is a predicted model, not a curated record. NCBI's taxonomy places the organism in Eukaryota, Viridiplantae, Streptophyta, Magnoliopsida, Fabales, Fabaceae.